AUGUCAAUAAACAGCUUUGAUGAGCUCCUGGGAUUGAUGUCCAUCCAUUUGCAAUGGCAGGAGACAUUCAUGAGGGACAGCAUAGCACCAGUGGAAAGAAUGCUCAUAACGUUGCGGUAUUUAGCAACUGGACAGUCAUUGGUCAAUCUGCACUAUGCCUUCAUGAUUGGUAAAUCGACAGCAAGCGACAUCAUCCGGGAAACAUGCAGUGCCAUAUGGGAUGUCCUUCAUGCUGUUGUGAUGUCCAAACCAAACAAGGAUGAGUGGCAGAAAAUUGCCCACACAUUUUACCAAACAUGCAAUUUUCCUAACUGUGUGGGAGCGCUAGACGGAAAGCAUAACCGCGUGAUAAAACCCAAGAGGAGUGUCAGUAGAUUUUUUAAUUAUAAGAAAUACUUUUCCUUUGUCCUUUUUGUCGUAUCUGAUGCCAACUACUGCUUCAGAUACAUAGAUGUUGGAUCGUAUGGAAGCAGCUCAGACUCUGCGGUAUUCGCUCAUUCAGAAUUUGGACAAAUGUUGAAUACCAAUGCUCUGGACCUUCCGGGGAACACCAAGCUGCCUGGCACCGCUGAUCCGGCUAUGCCUUUCGUAUUUGUAGGAGACGAGGCAUUUGCUCUAGGUCGAGGACUGUGCCUUGAGAGAAGGGUCUUAAAUUAUAGACUAUCCAGAGCUCGCAGGGUGGUGGAGUGUGCAUUUGGCAUACUGUCAAACAAAUGGCGCUUUCUGCACUCUCCAAUCAACCUGAAAUUGGAGAACGCCAUCUCUGCGGUUAAGGCAGUUUGUUGCCUUCACAAUUUUGUACGCCAAAGGGAUGGAUUCAAUUUUGAGGAUUCAUUGGUGCAUUCCAUGGAGAGUACAAAUUGCACCGGCGUCCGUGGUAUCACACAUGGAGCCACCAUUAGGGACAAGUUUGCGGCAUAUUUCAUAUCACCGGAGGGGGAGGUGCCAUGGCAAUUGCAAGCUAUACAAGCUUAA
Molecule: messenger RNA, 975 nt
Organism: Bufo bufo (common toad)
Lineage: Eukaryota; Metazoa; Chordata; Amphibia; Anura; Bufonidae
Product: protein ALP1-like
Exons: 3
Coding region: 1-975 (324 amino acids)
Source: RefSeq, a predicted model, not a curated record